AAAUACACAUUAUUAUACAUACAUGAUUUUUUGAUCUAUAUUAGCCCCACCCAUUGUCAAUUAAUAAUAUUAUUUUAAACUAAUUAAUUAUCAUUAAUUGUCGUUGUUUAUUGCCUUCCUCUUUUGUCGUUUCAACUUUUUCUUUUUCUUGCGUCCUUGAAGAUCUUUUGUCCCUCUCUCCAGCUCCAGUCUCAUUGCUCUUGGUAGAGGAGUAGUCACAAUCUUCACAGUAUCAGGACUGACUUGAACAAAACGACAACCCUCCAUCUUAAACCUUUUAGAGGGCUCUUCUUUAAAAGGAACAUCCUCUGGAAGCGUGUCUUUAGGUAGCUGCUGGCACCAUCUAGUGAAUAAUGGGAUCCUGGGGUAGAGAUGCGCUCUUAUUAGAACUCGAAGCAUUGUAGUGAGCACACGUGAUAGCACGUGGGCGAGCCACACCUCCAAGAAGAUGGCGGCUAAUAGGAGAUUGAGAAUGAAGAAUAAGCAACUCCUCUCGUUUCUCCAGGAGAUGGACACGCUAGAGAGUGCGGGCUACCCCAGACAUGUAUGGGAUAUGGAGCAGUAUCCCACACCACCUGAUCUUGCCUCUGAGCUACUGAUAAGCUUGGAAUUAGCUGAAAGAGCAAUCGAAGGAAGAACUGUUAUUGAUUUAGGAUGUGGUUCUGGUAUACUAGGACUUGGUUGCUUGCUGCUAGGAGCUGAGAGAGUAACUGCGAUUGAUAUUGAUCCUAACUGCGUUAAGUUAACGCAAUCAAAUGCUAACGAUUUAGGAAUCAGCUCAGAUCAGCUUAGCGUGAUUCAGUGUGAUAUAAAGACGAUUGAUACUGAUAAAUUUGAUAGAGCUGAUACGGUGAUAAUGAAUCCGCCAUUUGGUACAAAAGAUCAAGAAGGCAUUGAUAGAAUAUUUGUUGAAAAAGGACUAGGAAUGGCCACUAAUGUCUACUCCCUUCAUAAAUCAAGCACAGUGGCCUACUGGAGGAAAGCAGCUGCUAAUGAGCUUCAUUGUAAUAUUAAGAUAAUAUCUGAGAUACAGUUCCCUAUUGAGAGACUAAUAAAGUAUCAUAAACACAAUAGGAAGGACAUUAGUGUUCAUGUUAUAAAAUUCAGUCAUUGAGAAUGUUAA
Molecule: messenger RNA, 1123 nt
Organism: Amphimedon queenslandica
Lineage: Eukaryota; Metazoa; Porifera; Demospongiae; Haplosclerida; Niphatidae
Product: methyltransferase-like protein 5
Exons: 1
Coding region: 449-1114 (221 amino acids)
Biological process (GO): methylation
Molecular function (GO): nucleic acid binding; methyltransferase activity
Source: RefSeq, a predicted model, not a curated record